GGUGUGGCCAGGUGAAAGGUAAAUAAAAUAAAUUGCCUGACCGCAAAGCAGGCAAAUUAAUUUUAACUCAAUAGCUAAGUAAAUAAAGCGAUAAACAAAUUCACACACACACACAUGCAGACACACUCAAAUGAAAAGAGUGUAAAUAAGAAUAUAUACAGGCAAUUGUAUACCCUACAAUUCGUCAAACACUGCUCAUUCUAGCCAGGCAGCAACAAGAAAAACAACAAUAUAACUGUUAUUAAUCAAGUGCGGACAACGGCAGCAACAGCAGCACCAGCACCACCAACACCAAUACCACCGCCAUACAUUCAAUAGCACCACACAGGAUCACAUUCAUAUCUACCAUUACAACAACAACAACGAAAACAACUACAGCAACAAAAUGAAUUUAAUGUUUCGCAAGAAUUUUCGCGAGGGCGCCAGCAAAUCUGGCGGCGGCGGCGGCAAACUUCAAUCGAAGGCGAAUCGUACAAAACGUUCGCGUGAUAUGGGCAUGGUGCAGCAGCCGGAGGAGAUACACUAUCGCACGCAUCUCUUCUUCUCGCCAAAUCGGCCCGGCUAUGAUGUGGGCGAAGAAUCCAUUGCAGAACGAUGUAGCGCACUAUCGGGCAUACCCAGUACCCCGACCACGUCCACGUCCUUUACACAGCCAAACAAUCCCUAUGAGGUGGACCUACCGCAGCCGCUGGUCGAUAGAUCCGUGUCGCUGAUGCGUUGGAACAGCAGCGGCAACAGCGCCGGCACAAAUAACAGUCUCAUCCGUUUGCAGCAACAGUUGCAACCGCAGCAGCAGCAACAGCAGCAGCAGCAGCAACAGUUACAGCAGCAGCAGCAACAGCUACAGCAGCAUCAACUCCUGCCAACCUACUCGUAUCAGCAUCAUCAACUGCCACAAACUCUCAGUGCGACGAACACUUAUUUAACGGCUGCCGCUGCGGCGACGCGGCAAGGCAACUUUGGUAGUGGUGGCACCGCGGGAACCACUCGGGCAGAGCCCAUAUCCCUGGCUACCUUGGAUCGCGAUUGCUUCAUCAUUCCGGUGCACAGCGUAGAUCGUUUUCUGCCAGCUGGCAUACCAUUACCCGCUCUGAGUGCCGAUGGCAAGGCGUGCAGUCCGUUAAGCGUUUUGGAGGUCUCUGAUCCCAAGUUGUGCAUACUUGUCCAUCUCAUGAGUCCACUGGAAGCCAUAGAUCCCGUGAUGGAAUCACCGCUCUCCCAUCCGCUGCUGAAGCAACGCGCCAUUGCCUCAGAGCUCUUAACAGAGGUACAGCAGGCAAAUACAGCUGUCGGUGGCAUGAUACUAGUCAACAUGGAAAAGAGCUCCGAAUUUCCUUUUAUAUCAUAUUACCUGAUAAACACGAUGCAAACGGAUCCAUCGAAUUUCUAUGCCAACCUACGCGUCUCUUCGCUAUCUAAAUUCGAGCCGAAAGCACUCAAAUACACUGCCGCGCACACGCUGGACCUGUACAGCGAGGUGGCUGCCAUUUGCCGACCGCCUUUGGUUCUGCCCUCCAACGAGGCGGGCAGCUUUAAGAAAUCCCAGACAGCGGCCACUGGCUACAUAAUCAGCGUGUUCAAGGUUUUCGAGGGCGACGAUGGCGAGCGCUUCGAAAAGAAUUGGCUGUACUGGACAGGAGCGCGAAUGUUGUACAGAUAUUUACCUCGCGCUGCGGGCCUUCGUCGAAUUGCCUUGCACAAGAGCACCUCACAGAAGGGCGACAAAAUGUAUCUGUUGGUGUGUGAGUGUGCGGAACUUUUGAAGGAUAUUUCAUUGGCCGCAUUUUUAAUACCCGCACUGCGUGCCCGUCUAUGCGGCUACACGGGACUCUAUCGACCAAUACAGACUUUCUAGAGCAAAUAAAAACUACUAUUUUUCUAUGCUGUAAAUAGAGAUGGGAAACUGAAAACUGAAAACUGAAAAAAGGCAAAUGUUAAUAA
Drosophila arizonae is the source of this 1941-nucleotide messenger RNA. RefSeq lists its product as uncharacterized. NCBI's taxonomy places the organism in Eukaryota, Metazoa, Arthropoda, Insecta, Diptera, Drosophilidae. The record is from RefSeq and is a predicted model, not a curated record.